Molecule: messenger RNA, 2641 nt
Organism: Camelina sativa (false flax)
Lineage: Eukaryota; Viridiplantae; Streptophyta; Magnoliopsida; Brassicales; Brassicaceae
Source: RefSeq, a predicted model, not a curated record
UCCCAAAACAAUAGAAAACAAAGAAACCCAUAGACAGAAACUUAAAGCUUUAUGUGAACAAAACGGUCGCUAACCUUUGACCAAACAAACUGUAAACACAUCCAAAGAGUGUGAAACCAAGUGUGGUUUCGUUGGAGAAGAAGACAAGAUGACUGACAUGAUUCCACCACAUUUGAAGAAACUUUGGGAUAAAUGGAACAUACGUGUAGUCAUAAUACUCAGUCUCUUCCUCCAAACGAUCCUUAUUUUCUUUGCACCGUUCCGAAGACGCACCGCAAAGAAGCUCUUCCUUGUGCUCAUAUGGUCAGCUUAUCUUCUUGCUGACUCGGCAGCUGAUUACGCGGUUGGGCAAAUAUCAGAUAGUCAAGAAGAAGAAGCUGAGUCAGAAAAGCAUUCCAAAAACAGUGAGCUGCUAGCUUUCUGGUCACCAUUCCUUCUCGUGCACCUUGGAGGUCCAGACACCAUAACAGCACUUGCCCUAGAGGAUAAUGAGCUUUGGAACAGACACUUGUUUGGUCUUGUCUGCCAAGCCUUCGCAACUGUGUAUGUGAUCUUGUUGUCUAUACCAAACGGGCUUCUGACUCCAACAAUAAUCAUGCUUGUGGGCGGAGUGAUCAAGUAUGUCGAGAGAACAGCUGCUUUGUUCUCAGCGAGUCUUGACAAGUUCAAGGAAUCUCUGCUCAAGGACCCUGAUCCUGGUGCUAAUUACGCCAAGCUCAUGGAGGAGUAUGAAGCUAAGAGGAAUAUGAAUAUGCCAACCGAGGUCAUUAUGGUUGAGGAUCCAGAGGAAGGAAGAGAAGGCAAGACUCUAGUCAGGCCCAUUAAUGCUAUAUUGACACCACUUCAAGUUGUUCAGUAUGCUUACAAGUACUUCAAUAUCUUCAAGGGUGUUCUUGUUGAUCUAAUCUUCACAAUUCAAGAGCGCGACGAGAGCAGGGCGUUCUUCGACUCGCUGACCGCAGAAGAUGCUUUAAGAAUCAUCGAAGUCGAGCUCGGCCUCAUAUAUGAUUCUAUGUUCACCAAAGCAGAGAUCCUGCAUAACAAGACUGGAGUUGUGUUCCGUUUUAUAGCCUUGGGGUGCCUUGUUGCGUCUCUCUGCUUCUUCAAGAUGACUAAGAAAAACCAAUAUGAUGGAUUCGAUAUUGCCCUUACUUACGCGUUGCUCAUAUGUGGAAUAGCUCUUGAUUCCAUUGCUCUUCUCAUGUUCUGUGUGUCUGACUGGACCAUUGCUAGAUUGAGGAAUCUAAAGGAGGACUUGUACGAGAUGGACACAUGGGUAGACGGAGUUUUUAAUUGGAUCCUCGAUUUCAAGACGGUGAGGUGGAGAAGAUCCAAAUGUUUUGGGGACGGAGGACAUGAAGUGCUCAACAGAAACUUUAUGUUCCGUAGAUGGUCUGAGUAUGUUCAUGCUUACAACUUGAUUGGAUUCUGCUUGGGGAUACGUCCCGUGAGAAUCCAUCAUACCAAGGGUAUAAUACGCAGUUUCUUUGACAAGACCAUUCACUUUUUGUGCAUAGAUAUUGUCAUCAACAAUGUCACGAGAGGAACUGGCCGGUUUGGUCGCUUUCUCACUGAUUUGUCCAAAAAGGACAAUCAGGUAAUGCGUACAAUUCUCCUUUUGCCUCGUCUCCUCGUACUAUUGAUCUACGAUUUCCUAGACUUUUUCGGUAUCAAAGAUUUGGUUGAGGAGAUAAGAUUCACAGUCAGUGAUCGCCUCACCAAAGAACUAUGGGAGUUCAUAUUCACAGAGGUGCAACAAAAACACAGAUUUGCUGAAGACCAAGAAAGUGCAAAGGCUAUAUCUUCAGCUAGAGGAAACUGGACUCUAGUUGAAACAUCAAGCAAAAAAACCGAAACCGGAUUAGACCAUGCGGUACUUCUACAGUAUGUAACAGAAAAGGAUUACGAUCAGAGCAUUCUACUAUGGCACAUCGCCACAGAACUCUUCUACCAAGACCAGAUAAAGAUUCAAGCCACCGAGAAAGAAGAACACAGUUACCGAGAGUUCAGCAAAAUCCUUUCUGACUACAUGAUGUACCUCAUCAUAGUGCAGCCAACUCUGAUGUCAGCUGUUUCGGGAAUCGCAAAGAUACGUUUCGUAGACACAUGUGCGGAGGCGAAAGACUUUUUCAAGAGGAGGAAUAUAUACAAAUCAAAGAAUGAAGGAAAUGAACUUGUGAACGAAGCCAGUCGAGUUAUUCUAUCUGUCAACACAGAUGUUGAGCCUAUGGCUGUGAAAGGAGACAGAAGCAAAUCCGUGUUUUUUGAUGCAAGCGUGCUUGCAAAGGAGCUGAGGCGGUUAAAAGAUGAAGGCGAAAACAUGUGGGAAGUAGUAAGCAAAGUCUGGGUUGAGAUGCUUUGCUAUGCAGCGAUUCAUUGUAGCUCUCAAGAACAUGCUUCCCAACUCAGCAAAGGGGGCGAACUCAUCGACUUUGUCUGGUUACUAAUGACUCAUUUUGGACUAGGAGAUCAGUUCCAAAUCAACAGGGAUGAUGCAAGAGCCAAACUGAUAGUGGCCAAGUGAUUAUACUACACAAACUCAGUUUCUUCAGCUGCUUCAUUUUUUGUUUCCUAUGUUUUACCUUUUUGAAUAAUUUGCGCACUUGUAGUGUAAUAAACUUCAUCUAUCAAUUUCAUUCAA